Messenger RNA from Hibiscus syriacus, 1432 nucleotides. Its product is annotated as myb-related protein 2-like. NCBI's taxonomy places the organism in Eukaryota, Viridiplantae, Streptophyta, Magnoliopsida, Malvales, Malvaceae. The record is from RefSeq and is a predicted model, not a curated record. Bases 77 to 1186 code for a protein of 369 amino acids. Gene Ontology annotation, molecular function: DNA-binding transcription factor activity; DNA binding. The transcript is spliced from 6 exons.
GUAAGAGUAGCCGGUGGAGAACUUGAGGAAGAUUGAGUGUCGAAGAAUAGAGAUCGAGGCGGCCGGAUCAGAAAAUAUGUUCCAACAUCAAGGGAAGAGCAUGCACCAUGAGAUACAUUUGUUCUCGCAAGAUGGGAAUGGCCCUGGAGAUUCCGGUCUUGUUCUUUCGACAGAUGCCAAGCCAAGACUCAAGUGGACGCCCGAUCUUCAUGAACGGUUCAUCGAAGCGGUCAAUCAGCUCGGGGGUGCCGACAAGGCUACCCCUAAAACGGUAAUGAAACUAAUGGAUAUUCCUGGCCUUACCUUAUACCAUCUCAAGAGUCAUCUUCAGAAGUACAGGCUCAGUAAAAAUCUCCAUGGACAAGCUAAUAACGGCAGUAACAAGAAUGGCGCGGUUGCGAUGACCGGAGAUAGAAUGUCCGAAGCAAAUGGAACUCACAUGAAUAGCUUAAGUAUUGGCCCUCAAACAAACAAAGGCUUACAAAUCAGCGAAGCACUGCAAAUGCAAAUCGAAGUUCAGAGAAGGCUGCAUGAACAGCUUGAGGUGCAGCGACAUUUACAGCUUCGUAUCGAGGCUCAAGGGAAAUACUUACAGGCAGUGCUGGAAAAAGCUCAAGAAACACUUGGAAGACAAAAUUCGGGUAACAUCGGACUCGAAGCGGCCAAAGUUCAGUUAUCUGAACUGGUGUCCAAAGUGUCGAACCAAUGCCCGAAUUCUGCCUAUCCGGAUUUGAAAGACUUGCAGGGCCUCUGCCCCCAGCAGGGGAUAACACAAGGGACUCCACCUACUGAUUGUUCAAUGGAUAGUUGCUUGACUUCAUGUGAUGGAUCUCAGAAAGAGCAAGAAAUGCACAACAAUGGGAUUUGUUUAAGAAGAUACAACAGCAACUCAUUACCGGAAGAUCAAUCCCUACCGCAAAACAAGCUCAAAUCGUUCAACAACAUCAAAAUAGGCAAUGAAGCAGAACGAAGAAUGUUUUUCGCAGAUAAAAGCGCCAGUGAUUUGUCCAUGAGCGUGGGAUUACAAGGCGAAAAAGGCCAUCCCAGCAACAAUAGAAGAAAUGAAGAUCGAGAGAGUUUAACACUACCUUAUUUUGCAACAAAGCUGGACUUAAAUGUCCAUGAAGACAAUGCUGCUGCUUCAAGCUGCAAACAGUUUGAUUUGAAUGGUCUAAGCUGGAACUAAAAAGGGUCCGUCGAUCUUCGUAGCUGGAGAAACCGAAAGUGGUCGGAAUUCAUCGGAAGAGAAGACUCGGAGAAGAAAAUGCUGCUCUUUCUGAUUCAUCUAUGAUCAGCUUGAAAAACCAAAACUAAUUCAGUCUUUAUUCGAAUAAAGUUUGCAGCUAAAAAAGGGUAGAUUUUGGUUCUUGCAACUACAUAAAACAUUAGAUAUGCAGGAAAACAUGGAUCGAUCCGAUUCAAGCAUUAGUGU